Messenger RNA from Dunckerocampus dactyliophorus (ringed pipefish), 3467 nucleotides. RefSeq names its product mitochondrial 10-formyltetrahydrofolate dehydrogenase-like. The record is from RefSeq and is a predicted model, not a curated record. NCBI's taxonomy places the organism in Eukaryota, Metazoa, Chordata, Actinopteri, Syngnathiformes, Syngnathidae. Gene Ontology annotation, cellular component: cytoplasm. Bases 551 to 3034 code for a protein of 827 amino acids. The transcript is spliced from 24 exons. Gene Ontology annotation, molecular function: formyltetrahydrofolate dehydrogenase activity; aldehyde dehydrogenase (NAD+) activity. Gene Ontology annotation, biological process: 10-formyltetrahydrofolate catabolic process; one-carbon metabolic process; biosynthetic process.
UGCCACGUUUAUGCGUUUGAACACGCGAGCGAACAGAGCCAGUAUUGCUCCUCAGUGCUUCCACGGGAGUGCGAAUUAUUCACUCCCAUAAGAAUAUGCUGGCUUUUUCUUCUUUUUUUGCUGGGUUGCAUACUGUGCAAAAUCGAGGCGUGUUGCAUCAGCUUCUGACCCUUUUUACCGGGAUUACGAUAUUGAUAGUGUCAUUUGCAGAAUAGGCUGAAACUCGCUAUAAUUGGCCAGAGCCUGUUUGGUAAGGAGGUGUACAGCAACCUGAGGGAAAAGGGUCACAAGGUGGUUGGCGUGUUCACGGUACCUGACAAGGAUGGCAAGGCUGACCCCCUUGUAAUGUCACGGUGACACUGACUACGGUAACCUGUGAUUAGACUGCCCUGCCCUCAGAUGUUGACAGAGGAACGAUAGGCAUGGUGGAGGUGGGCGGACGAGCCCAACAGAUUGAGCCUUGGCAGCGGAGAAAGAUGGCACACCAGUGUUCAAGUUCCCCAGGUGGCGAGUUAAAGGAAAACCCAUCCCCGAGGUAGUGGAGGCCUACAUGGCGGUGGAUGCUGAGAUCAAUGUCAUGCCCUUUUGCUCUCAGUUCAUCCCCAUGAACAUCAUCGAUCAUCCCAAGCACGGCUCCAUCAUUUACCACCCCUCCAUCCUUCCGCGGCACAGAGGAGCCUCAGCCAUCAACUGGACCCUGAUUGAGGGUGAUGAGAAAGCUGGCUUCACGGUGUUCUGGGCCGAUGACGGUCUGGAUACUGGACCGAUCUUGCUGCAGAGGGAAUGUGCUGUUGAACCCAAUGACACUGUGGACACGCUCUACAACCGCUUCCUGUUCCCAGAGGGCAUCAAGGCAAUGGUGGAGUCGGUGCAGCUCAUUGCUGACGGGAAGGCACCGCGAAUCCCACAGCCAGAGAAGGGUGCAAGCUACGAAGGUAUUCAGAAGAAAUCCAAUGCCAAGAUCAACCUCGCUCAGCCAGCUGAGGCCAUCCACAACUGGAUACGGGGCCAUGACAAAAUCCCAGGUGCCUGGACUGUCAUUGACGGCAAGCCAGUUACUCUCUAUGGGUCAACAAUGUUGCAAGGAUCAGUACCACCUGGCCAGCCACUGGAAAUCGAGGGAGCCUCUAAACAAAGCUUGGUGGCAAGGAAUGGGCUUGUCCUCCAUGGAAGUGAUGGAAAAGCAGUCCUGGUCAGGAAUUUGCAGUUUGAAGACGGGAGAAUGAUUGCUGCUUCAAAGUACUUCUUGUCUGGUGAAACUCAAAGUGUGGAAUUGACUGACAACGAGAAAACCGUUGUGGAGGAGAUUAGGGAUAUCUGGAAGGGCAUCCUCAGCAACAUUCCAGCCAUUGAGGACAAUACUGACUUUUUCAAGUGUGGAGCUGCUUCCAUGGAUGUGGUCAGGUUGGUGGAGGAGGUAAAGCAGCGGGCUGGUGUGCUCCUUGAGAAUGAAGACGUUUACAUGGCUACCACCUUCCAGGACUUCACUCAGAUGCUCGUCCGUAAGCUGAGAGGUGAAGAAGAGAAGAGCGAUCUGGUCAUUGACUAUGCAAUCCAAGAGGUGAACAACAUGACGGUGAAAAUGCCAAACCAGUGUUUUAUCGAUGGCUGUUUUGUGGACGCAGAAAAUGGCAAGACGUACGAUACCAUAAAUCCAACUGAUGGAUCGGUCAUCUGUAGGGUGUCCUAUGCUUCAGUGGGGGAUGUGGACCGUGCAGUGGCAGCUGCUAAGCAGGCUUUUGUUAAUGGGCCCUGGGGAAAGAUGAACCCAAGAGACAGAGGAAGUCUGCUUUACAGGCUUGCUGACCUGAUGGAGCAACACCAGGAGGAACUGGCCACUAUUGAAGCAAUGGACUCAGGAGCUGUGUACACACUGGCCCUGAAGACUCAUGUGGGCAUGUCUGUCCAGACAUUCCGCUACUUUGCUGGCUGGUGUGACAAGAUUCAGGGCAAGACAGUCCCCAUUAACCAGGCCAGGCCAAACCACAAUCUCACCUUUACGAAAAAAGAACCAAUAGGCGUCUGUGCCAUCAUAAUCCCUUGGAACUACCCCCUCAUGAUGUUGGCAUGGAAAAGUGCUGCCUGCCUUGCAGCGGGAAACACACUUGUUCUGAAACCGGCACAGGUAACGCCACUGACAGCCUUGAAAUUUGCUGAGUUAUCAGUGAAAGCUGGUAUCCCAAAAGGAGUCAUCAACAUAGCACCAGGCUCAGGAGGAAUGGUGGGGCAGCGAUUGGCUGAUCACCCAGAUAUCCGCAAGCUGGGUUUCACCGGUUCAACACCCAUUGGCAAGCAAAUCAUGAAAAGCUGUGCACUCAGUAACUUAAAGAAAGUUUCUCUGGAGCUGGGAGGGAAGUCACCGCUCAUCAUCUUUAGUGACUGUGAUAUGGACAAGGCUGUUCGUAUGGGCAUGAGCUCCGUGUAUUUCAACAAAGGGGAAAACUGCAUUGCUGCUGGGCGUCUUUUUGUUGAAGAGUCAAUUCAUGAUGAAUUCAUCAGCCGUGUGGUAGAGGAGAUCAAGAAGAUGAAGAUUGGAGACCCACUGGAUCGAUCCACAGACCACGGCCCACAGAAUCACAAAGCCCAUUUGGACAAGCUGCUGGAGUACUGCGAGGUUGGCGUAAAGGAAGGAGCCACAUUGUUGUAUGGAGGCAAACAGGUUGAUCGUCCAGGUUUCUUCAUGGAGCCGACCGUGUUCACUGAUGUGGAGGAUCACAUGUUCAUUGCCAAAGAGGAGUCCUUUGGCCCUGUCAUGGUUGUGUCCAAAUUCAAAGAUGGAGAUGUGGAAGGUGUGCUGCAGAGAGCCAAUGACACUGAGUAUGGCCUGGCUUCAGGCGUGUUUACCGCUGACAUUAACAAAGCCAUGUACGUGAGUGAACGCUUGGAGGCUGGAACAGUGUUCAUCAACACCUACAACAAGACUGAUGUGGCCUCACCUUUUGGAGGCUUCAAGCAGUCUGGCUUUGGAAAAGACCUUGGAGAGGAUGCGCUCAUGGAAUACCUCAAGACCAAAGCAGUGACUGUGGAAUAUUGACAUAAUCUUAUUAUAGUCUUUUUCACACCGCAGCUCGAUGGAAAGGAAUAUUCUGCAACACUUCAGCAUCAUUGUUGUUCCAUCAAAACGUAUUUUAGAAAACCACAACACAAUCGACUGCUACUCCACCGAUGAACAGUCUUAUGCUCCUGAAGGACUGCACACACAAGGGCGAAAAUUUCGCAAAACUUGCACCCCUGCUAUGUCUGUGCUUUUACUUUUGUGACAAAUACGCCACAUGGUGGCGCUGUUAUUAACAACAUUUGGUGCAGACCUUAAAGGGAUAGUUGGGAUUUUUUGCCAUGAAGUUGUAUGAUACCCAUUUUGUUGCCUUUCGCUGGUUUCAGUAUGGAGUUGAGUCUGUGCAGUACAGAUAAAUCAAUAAAACAUUUCUGUCCCCCAGCAGGGGCAUGACAGAGAAUCACUGCCUUAA